UUUGCAGCCAUGGAGAAAAAGCUUUAUUGCAUUUUGCCUUAUGCAUUCCUAAUUACCAUAACCUUCCCAAUGCUUUCUUCUGAAUCCAAACAACCUUUGAGCCUUGCAACUGAUCAAACUGCCCUUCUUUCACUCAAACAUACAUCUCUUUUACUUGCAACUAAUUGGACCAACUCCACCUCCGUCUGCAGCUGGAUUGGCGUCACUUGCAGCUUGCGCCACCACAGAGUAGCUGCCUUGAAUCUCUCCAACAUGGCUCUCUCCGCCACCAUUCCUCCACAGCUUGGACACCUCUCCUUCCUCGUCUCCCUCGACCUCUCCAACAACCUUUUCUAUGGAGAUUUGCCACACCAACUGUCUCUCCUUCGCCGUUUGAAGUUCAUAUCUUUCCAACUCAACAACUUCACCGGAGACAUCCCUCCAACUCAACUCAACAUUGGGUUACAUCGCUCCAGAGUAUGGCUUGGAAGGGCUAGUUUCAACGAGGUGUGAUGUGUAUAGCUACGGGGUGAUGUUGAUUGAAACUUUUACGAGAAAAAGGCCAAGUGAUGAUAUGUUUUGUGGAGAUAUGAGCUUAAAGAGAUGGGUCGAACUCUCACUUUCAGAGAUCCCACAUGAAGUGAUAGAUGUCAACUUAGUCAUGAAUUUGGAGGAAGAAAUGAUUGACAAAAAUAUGCAGUGUGUAUCAUCCAUACUUGAAUUGGCUCUGAAAUGCUCUGCCGAGUCUCCCGUGGAUAGAAUCAACAUGAAACAAGCACAUGCAGAGUUGCAGAAAAUCAAACAUCGAUUUUCCCAAUGAGAUUCAAGUAAGCUAUUUUAAAGUUCUAAGAUAAUAUUGUUCUAUUACCAUUUUAUUGAUGCUCAAGGUUUUUCUAUCCCUCUUUCCUCCAUAUUUUAUGUUCUUGAGAUUACAUAUUUUAUGGUAAAAAAAAAUUCGGUCCCCGUAAAAAUUCAGCCCCCGAACUAAAUUCCUGCCUUCGCCACUGGUUAGACCUCUCUGUGGCCAGUAGUUAGUGAUGCUUAGUUGUUUAUAUUGUGGCCAACAGAACAAUAUUUGAAUUGACCAAAAGCUCACACUUUAAUUGAGAAGGUAUGCUAAUAUCUGGAAUAAUUGUGUCUCUGUUUCUUCUUAUGCUUUAUCCAUGCUACAAGAAAAAUGCUAACUUUUCAAGAGCUUUUUUCUUGUGUUUUACUUUCUAGUUAUUCCAGAGAAGCCGCGCAGGUCAUAUGCUCACUUUGUCACACUGAAACAUGAGGUUGGUUUUUCUCAUUUUACUCUAUAUAUACUCAUGCAUCUUCAUGAACAAGAAUUUGGAAACCUCCACACUACCUGCAAUGAAGCAUGGCUGCUAGAAGUCUAGAACUGUUGUGUCUCAGUUAAGCUGAAUAUAGUUAUUAAUGUCAAACAUGUAUAUAGAAGUUCAAAACAUAAUACGAGAAAAUGGGGAAGGGAAGUUCAAAUAUAUGUUUACUGAUCACAGUGCGACAAAAGAAGUUAAUUCAUCAACAAAUCAAUUGAUAGAGAAAAUUAAUGGAGAUCACCUAAAGCUCAAAGAUGAUCAAUUCAUGAAUAAUAAAGCUCAAAAAAUGAGUCUUAUCAAACUUUCUUGAAGGAAACUUCUGUAGACCAUGGAAAUAUAAGAAUUUACCGGCAAAUUUCUACAGUCACACUGAAGGAGGUAUGAGCAAUCAAAUUCAGAUAAAAAGAACGCCUCCAAUCUAUAACUAAUGAAUUCCCACCAACUAAUUCAUCCAACUGCAACACAAAAGGAAUAUUGAGUUGAAUGUAAUAGAAAGUAAACAAAUAUCUCAGCAUGCCAUGCAAAGCUGCUUAAUAAAAAAUAGAAGUAGAUAAUUAAGCAUGUCAAAACUUAAUAUAGAAAAAGUAUUCAACUUAGCAUGCCACAGUUCAAACCACAUAAUGCAAAUUUAAUUAUGUGCAGUGCAAACAUCACUACGCACCAAAAUGAAGAGCUCAAUUAAGUGCUUCUCGAAGAGGAGGCAGGAUAUCUUCGAUAACACGGGUUCAGUCGGAAACUGUGCAAUCACCGAAGAAUACAAGAGAUCGGAUGAGCUCAAACUCGCACUCACAUAAACUAUGUAUAUAUAUAAAAUACUGAUCACAGGUAAGGAAUAAAACACGUGGAAAUUUUUAUGACUGAGUUUUGGUGAAACUUUAUCUAUUAUUCACAGUAUGGCAUUCAAAAGAAUCGAGAAGGUGAAGGUCGCGCUUCAUUAGUUAUGCAUUCAAAAAUAAAAAAUUUACAUGGAUUUUAAAUAUAGAUGGAUGCACAAAAACAGAGGAAACACUUGCGAAAUUGACGAAUUCCAUAACAUGGAUUGAAGAAUUCCAGAGGAAACACUUGCGAAAUUGAAGAAAUAGAUGGAUUUUACAUAUAUAGAAUUCCAAAACAACAAUAACAUAGGAAACACUUGCGAAAUUAAUUCCGACGCCAAAAGCCAAAAAUACAGAGGGACGACGCCAAAUCGAAGUCUAGAUUAUUUAAACUUGAGGACGACUACUUUACCUGGUCUAUGGGAAUGGCGGAAUCUGCUGUUGUCUGGGAAGAUCGAAGAUGACGACUGUUGUUCAAGGGGAAUGGCGGAGCGUCCAAGGUCGUUUUUCUCUCUCAAUCGGUGACUGAUGUUCUAUGGGAAAGGUUGAAGACAACGACUGUUAUUGAAUGGGAAUGGCGAAUCACGUUGGCUAGGCCAUUUUUUGUAUUCGAAAAUGAAAUUCAAAAAAAUAAUCUGAAGUGUUGAUUGUUGAAUCCCUCCAGACACCCAAUCUGGCGCUCUUCGAUGGAUUAUUAAUCAAGAGAUUUCAGGCGUUUAACUGCGGGCUAUCGGGCUCCAGCGGGCCGCUUUGCUUAAUAACAGAAGCUAGCAAACGUGAACAGUCUUGCCUUACCAAAGCUAGCAAUAAUUAUCUAUACGCAAAAUCUUAUGUGCGGUUGGUCGCACCGCAUGAGACGGAUUUGCCCGACCCAAUUAGAGAUCUAGUUCGACCCAAAACAAGAAAAUAUAAAAGCUCUUUUUACAAUUAGUUUUCAUUUUCCUCACUUUUUUCCUUGCGGUUUCUCUCUUCUCCCUCUAGUCUUCUCUUCACCGAAAAAUCUCCUCUCGCUCUCAAGUCUUCUCCUUCCUCUACACCGCCGCGACCGAGCUCAAGAUUCAAACCGUGAUGAAGCCUCCGCCGCCCCGAUGCCGGCCCCCACGGCCAUCCUCCACUUGUUGGCCUAAUCUCUAGUCAAAAUUUUGAUCGACUACUAUAUGAAAUAAUAGCAAGUCUAGACAUCAUAAGUUGCAUUUUGUGAUUCUAUUAUGGAGGCAUAUUGCUAUUGAUUAGGGAAUUGUUGCUUCUUGUGUCACCUGUUUCGUUUCAGUAAUUUUUUCUUAGCUUUGAUGAACUAAUUUAAUUAUUUGGCCCUGCU
Salvia miltiorrhiza (redroot sage) is the source of this 3434-nucleotide messenger RNA. RefSeq names its product putative receptor-like protein kinase At3g47110. The transcript is spliced from 2 exons. The record is from RefSeq and is a predicted model, not a curated record. Lineage: Eukaryota; Viridiplantae; Streptophyta; Magnoliopsida; Lamiales; Lamiaceae. Bases 10 to 492 code for a protein of 160 amino acids.